Molecule: messenger RNA, 1472 nt
Organism: Blastocystis hominis
Lineage: Eukaryota; Bigyra; Opalinata; Blastocystidae
Exons: 5
Coding region: 597-1472 (291 amino acids)
Source: RefSeq, a predicted model, not a curated record
AACGGGUGACUUUUGUUUUGAGUUGUAAUGAAUAGACGAACACGCUUUUGGUGUCUAAUGUACUCUAUACACAGUAUUUGGCUACGGAAGCGGUUACUGGGAAAUACGUCUUGUGGACGGAGAUUGCUGUAGGAGAUAUAGAUUUUGAGAUGAUACAAACUUGGGCGCAGUUUGCAGUGGAAUUCUCGAAAAAGGCCCCUACGUACGUAAUGAAAGUGAGAAGGAUUAUCCCUCUUGCAGACAAGUCUAUUGUUGUUAUUAUCUCAGAUUAUUUCGAGUCAAUGACGGUUAAGGAUUAUCUGCUGAAGAAUUCCGACACUCUCCUCCUCGACAGCAAUCAGGAGAGCUAUACAAAGCUGGUGCGCAGACUGAUCUUCUAUAUGACGCAGUACAUUACGCUGCUGUCUACAAUCCAUCCCCCUAUGUACCUACCUAUGUGCUCUCUGAACAACAUUUAUGUUUCUGCAGAUCUUGAGAAAAUCAACCUGGCUUACAUUCCCUUGUUCCUGUACCAAAUCCAAUGUGUCGCAGAGAACCGUCACUAUUGCAUUCCUACCGAAGUGCUUGAAGGAAGCACCCCUUCCAUCUCCACCUCGAUGUAUUCGCUCGGAAUCUGCCUCCUUCAGCUCCUCACAAUCUCUCCAGAUCCCACUUCUCCCACGCUCGAAGCGUCUCUCUCUCAACUCCACGACCCUACAUUCCUCUCGAGGUACACAUCCGCCCUAAAGACCCCUCUCUAUCACGAUCUUUUGACAAGUCUGCUGGGUCCUGCUUCCAGUCGUCCGUUGUGCCAAGAAGUGCUUCAGCAAAUCCAGUGGAACGAGAGCGAAGAGACAUUCGAACGCUCCUACAAUUCCUACUUCACCGUGCGAAACCCUCCCUCCCGUCUGAACGUGAACGUUUCGAGCCCUCAUUUCUCUUCGACCAGCAUGGAGGUCGAGCCAAUCAGCUCGUCGUUCAACUCCCCGCAGCCUCUUCUUCAUCCUAAAUUUCAGCAACAGCAAGAACAGCAGCAAGAACAAUCUCAAUCUCAAUCUCAAUCUCAAUCUCAAUCUCAAUCUCAAUCUUUAUCUCAAUCUUUAUCUCAAUCGCAGCCCCAGGAUUCCGUCGAUCCGUCAGAGUCCACGGUUCCCAUCGAUUUCUACAGCCUGAAUUUGGUGUUUGUGCCGCAGGACGGGUCGAGCGAGUCGGAGCCGAAGAAUGAUGAUCGGUUGGAGCUAUUUAUCGUGUCCCGGAGGGAGAAUUGCUUCCAGUUGCGAGUGUAUCGGUACUUUCCCAGUGGCCUACGAAACUCGAUCGAGAUUCAGUUCCGGUAUGGGGAAGAGACGAUUAGUUCGGUGGUUUGCCAGCUCAUUAAACUUAAUUUCAUCCGGGAAGCUCUUUUGGAGCUGGCAACAGAGAACAUUCAGAUUUGGUUUGAUAACUUUAUUGAGGCGACUUUUGAUAAUAGCACACCUUGCAAAAAUCAAUGA